This is a messenger RNA of Anas platyrhynchos (mallard), 11987 nucleotides long. The record is from RefSeq and is a predicted model, not a curated record. NCBI's taxonomy places the organism in Eukaryota, Metazoa, Chordata, Aves, Anseriformes, Anatidae.
CUUGCGUCCAUGUGCUUCUCGUGCCUCCGGGUCAGCUUAAGCGCUCGGCAGGAAUCCCGGGCAGGAGCGAGGGGGUCCACCCCGUGCCGUGACACGCGGUGGGGACCCCCCGAGGGCUGUGCCUGCCCCUGGCUGCAGACCCAUUGUGGCCACGUGGAUUUGUCAGCCCACCACUGAUGUGCUGAGGCCCAUUGGGACGGAGGAGCAGCCUACAGGCUCGUGCCGCCAUUUUGGGUGUGAGGAAUCUGAGAUGAGAAUAGUUAGAUGCUGAUGAUCUUGACACAGUUGCUUUCUUAUGUAUGCUGACAGGAUAAAAAGCUUGAACAUGCCUCGUAGCCCAACAUCAAGCGAAGAUGAAAUGGCACAAAGCUUUUCCGACUAUUCUGUUGAAUCUGAAUCAGACAGCUCCAAAGAAGAAACUAUUUAUGACACAAUUAGAGCAACCGCAGAAAAGCCAAGCAGCAGAAUGGACGACAGUCAGAGCAACACUCUAGUGAUUCGAAUUAUAAUACCUGAUCUACAGCAAACAAAAUGCAUUAGAUUUAACCCAGAAGCUUCAGUGUGGGUUGCAAAGCAACGAAUUUUGUGCACUUUGAAUCAGAGUUUGAAAGAUGUCCUGAAUUAUGGACUGUUCCAGCCUGCAAGCAAUGGUAGAGAUGGGAAGUUUUUGGAUGAGGAACGACUUCUUAGGGAAUACCCACAGCCAGUGAAUAAAGGAGUUCCUUCCCUAGAGUUUCGAUACAAGAAAAGAGUAUACAAACAGUUCAAUCUUGAUGAAAAACAACUGGCCAAGCUUCACACAAAGGCUAAUUUGAGAAAAUUUAUGGAUCAUGUCCACCACCUCUCAGUGGAAAAAAUCACAAAAAUGUUGGACCGAGGACUGGACCCCAACUAUCAUGACCUAGAAAGUGGAGAAACACCACUAACUUUGGCAGUUCAGCUUGACAAUACAGUAGAAGUGAUAAAAGCUCUCAAAAAUGGAGGAGCACAUUUAGACUUCAGAGCCAAAGAUGGAAUGACAGCUCUGCACAAAGCAGCCAGAGCCAAGAACCAAGUAACCCUCAAGACUCUUUUAGAGCUUGGAGCAUCUCCUAACUACAAAGACAGCUGUGGCCUGACACCUCUGUACCACACUGCUGUGGUGGGAGGGGAUCCUUACUGCUGUGAACUGCUACUUCAUGAACACGCUACAGUUAGCUGCAAAGAUGAAAACGGAUGGCAAGAAAUUCAUCAGGCUUGCCGGUAUGGACAUGUCCAACAUCUGGAGCACCUUCUCUUCUAUGGUGCAGACAUGUGUGCGCAGAACGCAUCAGGAAAUACGGCGCUGCACAUCUGUGCCCUUUACAACCAAGAGAGUUGUGCCAGAGUGCUGCUCUUCCGGGGAGCAAAUAAGGAGAUUAAGAAUUACAACAGCCAGUCUCCGUUUCAGGUGGCUAUAAUAGCGGGAAAUUUUGAGCUUGCUGAAUAUAUCAAGAACCACAGGGAAGCUGAUAUUGGAUCCUGCUUCCCAUAUCCAAGUAGAAGUCCCCGGAAUCUGUUGCUGUCAGUGCCCUUUAGAGAGGCUCCUACCUACUCAAACAGAAGGCGGAGACCCCCAAGCACCUUAGCAGCACCCCGUAUCUUACUUCGUUCCAACAGUGACAACAAUCUGAACAUCAACAACCUCCCUGAGUGGUCAGCCUCCUCUUCUGCCUCUUCCCACCGCAGCCUUUCUCCUCAUCUACUUCAACAGAUGCAGAAUAAUCCUAAUGGAACUGUAAAAACUGUGGGGAGUUACACUCCAUCCUCCCGAAGCCGGUCACCAUCCCUAAACAGGUUGGGAGAGGAUGCCAAACGGCAGCAGCACAGGCACAUCAGUGCCGUUUACGGUCCUAGUGCCAACAAGGAUCCUCUGUCUGCCUUGGAUUAUCAGGGUCCAAAGCGCAAGCUUUAUAGUGCUGUACCUGGAAGACUUUUUAUUGUCGUAAAGCCAUAUCAACCUCAAGGAGAAGGGGAAAUUCAUCUGCACAAAGGAGAUAGAGUAAAAGUUUUAAGCAUUGGUGAAGGUGGAUUCUGGGAAGGCAGCACCCGGGGACAUGUUGGAUGGUUUCCUGCAGAAUGUGUUGAAGAAGUUCAGUGUAAACCAAAUGAAAGCAAACCAGAAACACGAUCAGAUAGAACAAAGAAACUGUUUAGACACUACACAGUUGGAUCCUAUGACAGCUUUGAUGCUUCAAGUGACUGCAUAAUAGAAGAAAAGGCAGUGGUCCUGCAGAAAAAAGACAAUGAAGGAUUUGGAUUUGUGCUCAGAGGGGCAAAAGCUGACACACCAAUUGAAGAAUUCACCCCAACUCCAGCCUUUCCUGCUUUGCAGUACUUGGAAUCUGUGGAUGAAGGGGGAGUAGCAUGGCAAGCUGGCCUGAGAACCGGGGACUUUUUGAUCGAGGUUAACAAUGAGAAUGUAGUGAAAGUUGGCCACAGGCAGGUGGUGAACAUGAUUCGACAAGGGGGCAAUCACCUAGUUCUAAAGGUUGUCACAGUAACCAGGAAUCUUGAUCCAGAUGACACAGCUAGAAAGAAAGCCCCACCACCGCCUAAGCGAGCUCCAACCACUGCACUGACCUUGCGGUCUAAGUCAAUGACCUCAGAGCUUGAAGAGCUUGUGGAUAAAGCUUCAGUACGGAAGAAGAAGGAUAUUCUCCCUUCACAUUUUGAAGGUUUGAAGAAGAGGAUUGUUUUUCGAGUCACACUAAAUAAGGUGGAUGAAAUAGUACCAGUUUCCAAGCCAUCAAGAAUUGCAGACAAUGCAACUGUGGACUCAAGAGUGGCAACUAUUAAACAGCGGCCUUCUAGUAGAUGUUUUCCCUCAGCUACAGAUAUGAAUUCCAUGUAUGAGAGACAGGGUAUUGCUGUGAUGACACCCACUGUACCGGGGAGUCCUCAAGGUCCUUUUCUGGGUAUACCUCGGGGUACAAUGAGAAGACAAAAAUCUAUAGGAAUAACAGAGGAAGAACGGCAGUUUUUGGCUCCUCCUAUGCUGAAGUUUACCAGAAGUCUUUCAAUGCCAGACACCUCUGAAGAUAUCCCACCACCACCACAGUCCUUACCACCUUCACCACCACCACCUUCUCCCUCUCUGUACAACUCUCCCAAAUCCCCAACAUCAAGGAGCUAUGGAACUAUUAAACCUCCAUUUAAUCAGAAUUCAGGUGCAAAAAUUUCUUUGGUUAGGCCUGAAAAUGUGGGAACUAUGAUAAGGGACAAAGGGAUCUAUUACAGACGAGAACUGGACCGCUACUCUCUGGACUCUGAGGAUCUGUACAGUCGGAGUGCCACAUCUCAGGCAAAUUUCAGGAACAAGAGAGGUCAGAUGCCAGAAAACCCGUAUUCUGAGGUCGGGAAGAUUGCAAGCAAAGCAGUUUAUGUGCCAGCCAAACCAGCGAGACGGAAGGGGAUGCUGGUGAAACAAUCCAAUGUUGAAGACAGUCCAGAAAAGACCUGCUCUAUUCCAAUCCCAACAAUUAUUGUGAAAGAGCCGUCCACCAGCAGCAGCGGGAAAAGCAGCCAAGGGAGCAGCAUGGAAAUCGAUCCUCAGUCUUCAGAGCAACCUGGGCAACUCCGACCUGAUGACAGCCUAGGUGUCAGCAGUCCAUUUGCAGCAGCCAUUGCUGGAGCAGUAAGGGACAGGGAAAAGCGUCUGGAAGCAAGGCGUAAUUCUCCAGCCUUCCUUUCCACAGACCUAGGAGAUGAGGAUGUUGGGCUAACACCACCAACACCACGUAUGAGGCAGUCUAAAUUUACUGAUGAAGCAAUGUUUAGUAGUGAAGAUGGCUUUAGACAGCUUAUGUCACCAUCUCCAAUUCCUGCACCUAGAGAGCCUGAAAAUAUUUUUAAUAGCAGUGAACCCAGCAAUCAAAGUGAUUCAAGGACAUUAAAUGCUUCGUCCAAAACGAAAGGUACUGAAAACAGUACAGUGGCAGCUAAGCCCACGAAUGCAUCCAGCUCAGAUAAUUAUGUUCACCCAGUCACAGGAAAGCUAUUAGAUCCAAACUCACCACUAGCCCUCGCUCUCUCUGCCAGGGACAGAGCCAUGAAAGAACAAACGCAGCAGAUUCCAGGCAAAGGGGACACUGUUAAGCCUGACCUUAAUAAACCACUUUACAUCGAUACAAAGCUGAGACCCAAUAUUGAAACGACAUUUCCUGUUACUGCUACUGUCACUAGGCAAAAUACUCGCGGCCCAUUGCGAAGGCAGGAGACUGAGAACAAGUAUGAAACAGAUGCAGGGAAAGAAAAGAAGGCUGAAGAGAAGAAAAACAUGUUGAUAAACAUUGUGGAUACUUCACAGCAGAAGUCAGCUGGCUUGUUAAUGGUUCAUACCAUGGACACAGCAAAGUCUGAUGAUGCGCCUGAAGAUGAAGAGGAAAAAAGAGAUGAAAUGGAACCAAACCCUGAAAACUCCCCACCAGAGAGGCCAGAGGGAAGUGAGGAAGCAGAAAGUGAGCUGGAUGUGCCUGCUGCACCUGAGCCACCGGCAUCUCCCUGCAAAACCAUCGUAGCAGCGAGCUCUGUCGACGACCCAGUCAUCUUGCCGUUCCGCAUCCCCCCGCCACCCUUAGCAUCAGUUGAUAUUGAUGAAGAAUUUAUUUUUACUGAGCCACUACCACCCCCCUUAGAGUUCGCCAACAGCUUUGAUAUCCCCGACGACCGCUCAGCUCCUGGUUCAGCUCUAACGGACUUGAUUAAGCAAAGAAAAAACGGCACGCCUUCACCCGCGCCAUUUGCCCCCAGCCAGUCAACAAAUUCCUUAGACAGUAAAAAGCAAGUGGGUCUUUCAAACUGUUUGCCUGCCUCCUUUUUGCCACCCCCUGACAGCUUUGACAACGUCACUGACUCUGGGAUUGAGGAGGUAGACAGUCGGAGUAGUAGUGACCAUCACUUAGAGACAACCAGCACUAUCUCAACAGUGUCCAGCAUCUCUACCUUAUCCUCAGAAGGGGGUGAGAACGUGGAUACUUGUACAGUCUAUGCAGAUGGGCAAACAUUUCUGGUGGACAAACCCCCAGUACCUCCUAAGCCAAAAAUGAAGCCCAUAAUCAACAAAAGCAAUGCACUUUACAAGGAUGCGCUAAUUGAAGAAACUGUAGACAGCUUUGUUAUUCCUCCUCCCGCUCCGCCCCCACCUCCAAUCAGUGCACAGCCCAAUAUGGCUAAAGUUGUUCCCCAAAGGACAUCUAAGCUAUGGGGCGAUGUGACGGAGGUGAAAAGCCCAAUUCUCUCAGGCCCAAAGGCUAAUGUUAUUAGUGAAUUGAACUCAAUACUCCAGCAAAUGAACAGAGAGAAAUCCUCAAAGCCAGGGGAAGGAUUGGAGUCACCUACUGGAACAAAAACUGCAAGUCUCAGUACAAGGAGCACAGAAGUCAUGAGUACUGUCUCAGGUACACGAAGUACAACAAUCACUUUUACUGUCCGACCUGGAACCAGCCAGCCGAUCACACUGCAGAGCAGGUCCCCAGACUAUGACAGUAGGACCUCAGGAGCAAGACAUGCUCCAAGCCCUGUGGUUUCACCAACAGAGAUUAAUAAAGACAUCAUGCCUGCUCCUCUGACUGCUUCUGCUUCAGCUUCAUCUCCUUCUCCAACUUUGUCCGAUGUAUUUAGCCUACCCAGCCAGCCCCCUUCUGGGGACUUAUUUGGCUUGACCACAGGGCGCAGCAGGUCUCCUUCUCCCUCAAUAUUACAACAGCCAAUCUCAAAUAAGCCUUUUACAACUAAGCCUGUCCACCUGUGGACUAAACCAGAUGUGGCAGAUUGGUUGGAAAGUCUAAACUUAGGUGAACAUAAAGAAACAUUUAUGGACAAUGAAAUAGAUGGCACUCAUUUACCAAAUCUACAAAAGGAAGAUCUGAUAGACCUUGGAGUGACUAGAGUUGGGCACAGAAUGAACAUAGAAAGAGCUUUGAAACAGCUGCUGGACAGAUAAGAAUAGCUAUUUUGCCUCACAAACUUCUGUUGAUAACUAGAGAUGGGCUGGUACUGAAAUACCCCAAAUGCCUUGUCUGUCUGCGAGUGCCAGCAAAAUUAGGGGGGGAAAAACAGUUUAAUUCCUGGUACUCAGGUAAUGCAGACUGUAUGCUACAUGCCCAAACGUAAAUCUAAAUAUGUACACGAGUGGGGCCAUUUUAUUUCAAAGUUGUGGGGAGAUAUGAGAGAGAGAGAGAAAAUUGUUAACUUUAAAAAUAUUACCAUCUAUUGAUAAUACCCUUCUGCUGGAACCAUUACAUACCACUUUUCUUUCAUCUUAAAAUUGCAAGCAAUUUUAUUUUAUUUUUUUUAAUUGAAAGGCACUGUAUUCUCUUCUUGACAUUCAUUCAGUCUCCCAGCAGGCUUCCUUCCCCAACCCUUAGUUUAUUUUAAGAGGAUAGAUUGCUUCAUUACCACUCAAAUCUGUUUUUGUUAGCAGAGGCACACUAUUGUGACAGGUACAGGAGUUCAUAUUACUGUUUUUUACUAGUUUAGCUCUCUGAUUUAUUGGCAGAGAAGCUGGUUGUUCUGCUGGAAUUAGUUCAAAGGUAACCUUGCUCUGUUUUACCUGGUAUUUCUUUAUUUCUGCAGUUAUACUUAGCAUUCUUCCAAGGUGGCAGAACAAGUUCAACACAUGCUCCAUUGAUGUGACCUGUAAGACGAUGCAGAAGUUUCAUAAAAACUGAGAAGUAAUGCUCACUUAGAGGUACAAUAAAAUGAAGCUAGUUUGAACCUGAGACCCCCAGUUUUCAACCAGCUAAACUACUGCUAAGUUGCAAUAUGAACUCUACAAGCCAGAAAAAAAAAAUUGUUUUUUAUGUACAGAGGCACCUUUUGGACUUCACAGUCAGAUACACAAAUAUGCUGAACCCUGAGUGAUACCGUUUAAUUCAGUGAGUGCUUAGCUAUUUUGAAUAUCAGGCCAAGAAAGAAUAAAAAGAUAGAUGAAUGUUCCCAUUGAAGUCAAUGGGAAGGGUGCCAGUGUUUUAAGAGAGGGCUUUCAGCCUGUUAGCAGAAAUGGAAAUAGUUCAGCCUGCUAAAAAAAUGAACAAGGUAAAUAAAAAAAAAAAAAAGCUAAUGCCAAGAUGGAACGAGGUCUAUAUUGUCCCAGCAUGUGCAUGUUAGGGGGCCAGGGGAACUGGUAGGUAUCCAGUUUCUCAUUUUUAUCACUGUUAACAAGUAUUGGCUUCUUGACAAGGACAGCAGACAGAGCACUUCACGGGGAGCUGAACACUUCCCGUUGGCCUCCCGUGAUCUUGCACGGCUGCCAGCGGGGUGGAAGCAGAGAGUGUGCCCUGCUCCAAACCUGGCGGUGUGGCUGAGCAUUGCCUGGGUGGUGAGCCCAAGAGCUUUCCAGGAGACUUCAGUCAGCAGGGGGGAACACACAGAUUUGGUCAAUCUGACUUUUUUCUUUUUUUCUUUUUUUUAAGUUAACAAGUCUCUCUCUGCAUGUUUGACCUCCCCUUGUAAUUAACACCUCUUAAUAUCUGUGAGUUUUGUAGGUCUUUAUUAACAUAAUACUCAAGUUGUUCAAGGUGGGUAAAUUGUGUGUGGAUGGCUAGACUGCCUACCUACCAUACUUUCAGGUUCUCUUACAUUUUGCAAGGUACCUGAACUUUCUUUCCUUGAUAUGGUCCUUCAUAUGGUCCAGCCUAUCUCUAAUUUUUUUAUUGUGAUUAUUUUUGCUCACGAACAAGUGUCUAAUUAGGUCUGCAACAGCCCUAGUAUGAGUACAUAAAGUUUAGCAUUUUAAAUAUCUUUCUUUACUGCAAGUUUAAAUAGUUGUACAGAUAGUUUAUAAGCACAAUAUUUUAAGAAAAUAAGUGGCUGGUCUACUGGGCAGCCUUUGUGCCACUUCAGUGCUAGAAAGUGAAAAACAACAAAAAAAAACUUUUGUGGUUUAAUACUAUUUCUGUGGAAUAAUUAUAAAGUCUUGACCUUUUUAAAAUCAACCUCAUUUGGAUGCAUCUGAACCAGCAGAGCUGUGUUAUAUUUUCUAUCUUUGCUAGAACUUCUACAAAGGAGGAUGAAUAUUUCUUCAGAAGUGGUUAUAGUUACCAAUGCAUUGGAUACUCAUAAAAAAUAAUAAAAAAAAAAACUUAUUUAGCCUCCUGCCCCCUUUACGGAACAACAAAUCUUUUGACUUAACAUCUGUUACUACACUAUAUUUGUAUUUGAAAGUUCCAAGUAACCUUGUAAUAAAAAUCAAAUACUAAGGCAUUUUACUUUCAAGAGUACUGAAUUUUUCCAUAGGUGUUGUAGAAAAUGACAGUCUCAUUCAGAUAGUCAAUACAGGCAACUUGAGGCCAUCAGAUACUUUAAGAAGUGUAAAAAUGGUAAUUUAGCCAUCAUUGUCUUCCAUUUGGUGAUAUGACAGAAUUCAGUAAAUAAACCACUAAUGCCAUGCUCUUUUUUUGUUUCUUUGGGUACAGUUGAUAUUACCUCUAUAAUAUGUGCCAGAAAAUACAUUAGAAACUACGGUAGUAAAAGACAAUGUAGAAGUUGACUUUUAAGCUGCUUUUUACUCACAAUCUUGUUGUUGGAUUUAAGUUUAACACGUGCUGACAUACACAGCAAAUUACAGUUGAUGGUAAUCCCUUUCUUACACAGGUGUGUUUCUUGCUCGUGUAUCUUUUCAGGUACUGAAAGCAUAGGUACAAUACCAUUAGCAGAGAAGAGGUUUGAAACAUUAAAGAGCUAAUGAAAUAGUUUAUUUUUACAUUGUGUCUUUCAAAGUAAACGUAAUGAGACCUGAGAGGACCUACUUUCACCAAUAAAAUGCACCUCUGCCAAGAUGAAUCGGUCUCUAGCUCUGUUUGAUGAUUUUGCUACAGAAAGCAAUAGUAACAGAUACGACGUUGCCUCCGAGUAUUUUCGUCAGUCUGGAAAUGUUGGGGGGAGGAGAGAAGACCCUUUUAUUUCAUGCUACUAUGAUAGUGAAAAACAAGUUGUUAGAGAUCUAUGAAAUACGUUAUGAUAUUCUGGGUUUUAGGAUCAACUUUUGUUUAUAUACUGUAAUUUAAAUAAAUUGCAUUUACAUGCCUAGUUUCUGUAAUAUUUGUGUAUACAAUACCAAAAUCUUACAAGAUGUAAAUUGUGUAUAACUGCACAGACUCCUUUCCCUAGGUGUCUGAGAACAUUUUAAGUUGAAUUCAUAUAUUAUAAAAUGACUAGAUGUGACUGUUGAUUUACAGAAUUUACAUAUCACAAAAGUUAAUUAUUUGUGGUACUUAAGUUAAUAAAAAUAGUGAUUUUUUUCUCAGUUCUUAAAAAGCAUUACCCAGUUGAUCUGGCGAUGAUUAUGUGUAUGAGCCACAAAUAUUGAUAAUUUUUCCAUUACAUUUUUUCUUUUCUUUUCUAGAUAUUAAUAUGUUUCUCGCUAUAGUUUGUGUAACAACUUGUGUUCACGUUAUCUAUGUUGCUGUAAUUUUUGUGCUUUAAUUCCUCUUAUUUUGACUGAUUAAAAAAUCAAGCUCCUGUAACUUGCACUUUUCCCCAAUCCUUAAUACUCUUGUAUGGCAACCAAAAUUACUGUAAGAAAUAAAUAUAAUAUUGCACUAAGGUUGUGGUUCUGAUUGCAAACAGAGAACACUGUCUGGAUUUUUAUUAAAAAAAAAAAAAAAAAAAAAAAAAGUUGCCAAACUUGCAAUCUGAUGUUGUAUAUUGAAAGAGCAUAGAAUGCUUUAACAAAAUGUAGAUAGAAAUAAGGCAAAACCAUUGAUUUAUUGUCAGGAAAAAACACUUCUUUUUUCUUUCUUUUUUCUUUCUUUUUUUUUUUUUCUGGUUAAAGCAUUCUUUAUGCUUCAUAUUAGUUUAUUUACUGAGUUUGAGAUCCAUGUUUGAAAUUUGACAGGUAAAAAUAUUUCAACAGGUGGUAGAAAAUACUUAUCUAUUUGCCUUAAGGUGGGUUUCAAAUAAUCAUUGAAGUUUUUUUCUUUGCUGAGCAUGUGUGUGGGAAUGCAUGCUCUCAACUUAGUAUUACUGGUAAUAUGAGGCACACAGCUGUGGAUCUGUUCUGCAGUUUAAUAAGGCACUGAAACGUUUGGGGGGCUGGAGCUUUUGUAGGCAAGAGAAGCUUUACGGGCAGGAGAGGAACCAGUGCUCCUUAGCAGAACUUGUGCCUCUGGUGCCUAAAAAAUGUACCGGCAGGACAUAUUUGUACUGUGAAUAAAUAAUGUUUGAAGUGGGGGAAAAAAAAAAAAAAGAAAAGAAAAAAAAAAUCUUUUGCUUUAACUGUUUUUUCUAUCUUUAAAUGGUGGUACAAUGAAGAUUUUUUUUCUAAGAUAUUGGAAUAAAUGCCUAGAACUGUUGCCAUUUGGUUUCACAUGUUCCUUAAAUAUUAUUCUCUUCCUCAGAUGUUGUUCUAGUUCAUCUUUUUUUGUAGUUACCUAAUAUUUCACUCGUAUUUUUCCAACAAAAUUACUUGGCAGCUUUGUUUUGUUAAGAAACAUAGCAGGAAAAAAAAAAAAAAAAAAAAAAAGCGCCUUUGUUUUAUUUCAGGUACUGUGGCAAUCUAGUGAUAAACACCUGUAUAUCUAAAUAAAGUCAGGUAUUUACAGAGCAAAACCAAGAGUGCUUUGCAGUUGUCAAUGUUUUGUUGGUCAAAGAGAAGAUUUUGCUCAUUGCUGUUGUAGUGUACAUUGUUGUGUUUUGUCUUGUUCUUGUGUUGUUUGUUUCUUUUUGUUUUGUUUUGUUUUUGUACUUUCAUGCAUUUCAUGGUCUUUCAUUCCUUGUGUCCAAAACCAUGAAAAAAACAGUAGCUAUGAUGGGACAUCCAGAAUAGCAAGAUAGUAACAGUACUUCAGAACAUGGGAUUAAAAAAAAUAAAUAAAUCGCGUGCCUUAUAAUUUUCAACAUAGAUGAACUACACUGUAUUUAACACAAAGAGCUUUAUCUUCCAGGAAUUACAGUAUCUGACAAAAAGAGCUCAUUGUGCUGUCUUCUAAAAUGAGAAGUCCAUAUCACUGCAUUAGGAAAAGUAGUUGGAAAAACUGAAAUGAUUUACAUCUCACUUAAACACAUUGUUGUCAUGAAACUGAUUUGAAGACCUUUGUUCAAAUCUCGUAAAUGGUAGGAGUGAGUGUAGGGUCAAUGAAAUGAGACUGUUAUUUUUGGUUCAAUUUACUACCAUAAAUAUACACUUAGUUAUUAAUGUAGUUGACAUGUACUGUGUAUCAAAGACAAGGUAACAAAAAUAAAUGCAGUGGACGCAUUCUGUAGUCUGAAGAAGCUGGUUCUAUAACGCUGACAUCUAGUGGAAUGUGAUGGACAUAGUCACAGAGCAAUAUCUUAAAAUAUGUAUUUAUUUUAAACAAUUGUCAUUCUUUUACAAGAAGUCAUUUUAGCUUUUUAUUAUUAUUAUUGUAAGUUGGCCUAAAUAUUUAAGUCAGAAAAAAAAGGCUGACUAUAAUUUUACGAAUUAUUCAUUGAAUGAGAAACCUUUAAAGAACUGCAAUGUUUUUCUAGUCUAUGUGUGGUUGUGUUUUAGCAAUUUUAUGUUUUAAAUGUUAGCAUCUCCAUAUGAUCCUUCAUCUGCAUUGAGCAUGUUUUUUAAAUAAGAAUGUAUUUUUUGUCGCCAGUGCUGCAAACUUGGACUGUUUUGAACAAUUUCAAUCAAACAUUGCAAUCCGAUGAACAACAGCUGUUUCAGAUCCAACCUGCAAAUGACUGCAAGGCUUUUAGAUUAGGUAUUAGUUCAGAAUAGCUGGUGGAUUUUUUAUCAAAUGUACUUGCAGAACUGACAUUUGGUUUCUCAAGGAAAAAAUUGUUUUCCUCAUAACUGAUGCUAGAAGGAAUACAUGCACGUGUGUGUGAGUUCUUGUAUGCUUUUAAUGUAAAGGUUCUUGGACAGCAUUAGAAAUCAAUGUACAAAUAGGACACCAGUGUUGCAUGUGCUUACAAAUGUAUUGGAAUAAAUGUUGCAGUGUACCUUUUUGCUUUGAAAAUCUGAAGAGAAUACAAUAUACAGAAAACUCAAAAUGUAA